Messenger RNA from Dracunculus medinensis (Guinea worm), 327 nucleotides. The record is from the annotation of a GenBank genome assembly. Lineage: Eukaryota; Metazoa; Nematoda; Chromadorea; Rhabditida; Dracunculidae.
AUGCUACCGUUUUGCCCAAUUUGUGGUGCUUUAUUGAAUGUUGAUGAAGGUGAGCAUUGUUUUCGUUUUUCCUGUCGCAUAUGCCCUUAUGUUCAACCAAUUAUUCGGCUCGUUAAAGGUCGCCAUAUUCCUUCGUCAAAGGCUAUAGAUGUUAUUAUUGGUGGUCCACGUGCUUGGGAUAAUGCGCAAAUUACAAAUGAAACAUGUCCGCGAUGUAGAAAUAGUCGUGCUUAUUAUUUGCAAAUUCAAACUCGAAGCGCAGAUGAACCUAUGACGAUAUUUUAUCGUUGUGCCAGUUCCGAUUGUGCUCAUCGGUGGAAAGAAUAG